UAUUCCUGGAUUUUUCCUGAACCACUGAGUAUUUUCAUCAUGCGGGAAGACAGGUUGUUUAUUGGGGCGAUAGUUCUGAGUUUGUUUGGGUGUUUCUGUAAUGCUCAAUUUCAAACCCGAAAUGUGGACGGUUUUGGGACAAACCCUCGGCUCACGAAGAAGCCAGUGGGCUCACAGGCUCCUGUCACGACCCGCCCAACUCUUGGAAGACCGUGGUUCACCCAGGCUCCCGUGACUCCCCGCCCGACCUUUUGGGGACCCGCCAUCACCCAGGCUCCCGUGACUCCCCGCCCGACCUUUUGGGGACCCGCCAUCACCCAGGCUCCUGUGACUCCCCGCCCAACCUUCGGGGGACCUGGCAUGACCCAGGCUCCCGUGACUCCCCGCCCGACCUUUGGGAAGCCCCGCACGACUCCAGCUCCUGUGACUACCCGCCCGACCCAGGGGGAACCCACGCACACGGUGGAACCUCCAACGGCUAAGCCUGAUGCCGUGAAGGUCCACUGUGGGGAGAGCUCCGUUCAGAUGGAAGUGGAUAUGGACCUGCUUGGCAUUGGCCACUUGAUCCAGCCCUCUGACCUCACACUGGGAGGCUGUGGCCCUGUUGCACAGGACAAGUCUACUCAAGCGCUUCUGUUUGAGACGGAGCUCCAUGACUGCGGCAGCGUACUUGCAAUGACCGAGGACUCCCUAGUCUACACCUUUGCUUUCAAUUACCAACCUAGUGCCAUUGGUGCCACGCCCAUCAUCAGAACAUCGAGUGCAGUGGUAGGCAUCCAGUGCCAUUACGUGAGGCUACACAACGUGAGCAGUAAUGCCCUGAAACCAACCUGGAUCCCCUACCACUCCACCCUGUCUGCUGAGGACCUGCUGGUUUUCUCCUUGAGGAUCAUGGCUGACAACUGGCAGCUGGAGAGGGCAUCCAAUGUCUUCUUCCUGGGGGACCUCAUUAACAUCGAGAUCUCUGUGGUCCAGGCCAACCAUGUGCCCCUUCGUGUGUUUGUGGAUACCUGUGUAGCUACCUUGGACCCUGACAUGAAUGCAGUCCCCAGAUAUGCUUUCAUUGAGAACAAAGGGUGUCUAAUGGAUUCCAAGCUGACCAACUCCCGCUCCCAGUUCCUGUCAAGGGUACAGGACGACAAGCUGCAACUUCAGGUGGAUGCCUUCAGGUUUGCCCAGGAGACCAGGAGUGCUAUCUACAUUUUCUGCCAUCUGAAGGCUACUGCGGCUUUGCCAGAUUCAGAAGGGAAGGCUUGCUCAUUCCCUCUUGGGAAGGAACGGUGGGUUGAGGCAUCUGGGAAUGACCAGGCAUGUAGCUGCUGUGACACCAGCUGUGGUGGGAGGAAGAUAAGGAGUGUGAAUUCAGGCAUACAGUAUGAGGGUGGUGCAGUCCUAGGCCCAAUUCUUGUCCAGGAGGCUGUCCAAGAUGUGCCUGAGUCCAUCAGCCCUCUGAAUGCAGAUCACCAAGCAGAAGGUGCCUCUGAGGUGGUAUUUAUGGCUGGAGUGAUGGCUGCGGUGGGACUAGUCUGCAUCAUUGCGCUGGGGAUGGUGCUGGUGUGGAGACGCUACAAACUUGUCCUGUAACUGGGUGGUGAUUUUUUUUUUUUUGAAUAAAACUUGAAGUGCAUCAAAA
Anguilla rostrata (American eel) is the source of this 1633-nucleotide messenger RNA. RefSeq names its product zona pellucida sperm-binding protein 3-like. The record is from RefSeq and is a predicted model, not a curated record. NCBI's taxonomy places the organism in Eukaryota, Metazoa, Chordata, Actinopteri, Anguilliformes, Anguillidae. The coding region runs from base 40 to 1584 and encodes 514 amino acids. The transcript is spliced from 9 exons.